GUAAGGAAACCUGAUUCCCCAAUUUCAGUCCCCCUCCCUACUCAGUCGCUUUCUUCUUCUUUGGUGAGCCUUCCACCGGCGGCGUUUGUCGAGCAGCACAACCCACGAGCUCUAGUUCUACGCGACGGAGGUAACCUGCGGCGACAGCACCUACACUCCGACAAGCAGAUCCUCACAACCUCGACGGCGUCUUGUUGUGCGCGACGACACCCACGCAGCGGCAGCAACCUAAACGUCCAGACUCCUAUUGCUCUGCAGCGACGCAUCUUGCCGACGAUUCGUAGAGUUCCAUUUGCUCUACGGUGCGAGCAGAUUCCAGGCACGAAUAGAAACGCCUCUAAACUCGCGGGUUCGACGUAUUUAUUAGCGAGCUAAUUUCAGCAGCAACCUACUCCUCAAUUGAUUUUGAUUCAGUUUUCUCGUAUCCCGUAGAAAUCAGAUUUGCGAUUUUGAACUUGAUCACGUUCCAGCAAAGAUUUCAGUCCUUAUUGGUUCUUACUAGUUUCGGACUCCUUCGAACACAUUUCAGCAAAGACCCAAGCUCUUUUGCAAUCAUUUAGUCUCUAUCCUGCAUUGGCUUGAGGAACAGAGACAACUAGUGAAAUUUAUUAUUCGAUCUGUAAAAAGGAGAAGGAAAUGCUACGAAGACGGCUGUGUUACUUUCUAUCUAGCUCAUUUGCUUCAGUUCGUACUAAACCCCCACCUGCUUUUGCAAUAAACCAAGCAGUAUCACGUCCAUUCCUAGAGUUCCAGCGAAACCCUAGCCUUGAUCGGAGUGUAGGUUUCCCUCUUUCUGGGAAUGUCCUUGGUUUUCGAGCUUACAGCCUCUUGAGCUUAAAUGAUCUGAGAGACAAAGUUCCAAGGAAACAGAAGACGAGAAAGGGUCGUGGUAUUGGUUCUGGGAAGGGGAAGACAGCAGGGAGAGGUCACAAGGGUCAAAAAGCGAGAGGUUCUGGGAAGCUAGGGUUUGAAGGGGGUCAAACCCCACUUCGUCGUAGGCUUCCUAAAAGAGGCUUUAAGAAUCCUUUCAGCCUCACAUUUCAGCCAGUUGGAUUGGGAAAGAUUGCUAAACUUAUAAAUGCUGGGAAAAUUGAUUCUUCUGAAUUAAUCACUAUGAAAACACUCAAGGAUACUGGUGCAAUUGGAAAACAAAUACAGGAUGGGGUGAGGUUGAUGGGACGUGGUGCUGAACAGAUUAAGUGGCCAAUUCACUUAGAGGUGUCAAGGGUCACUGUUAGGGCGAAGGCAGCGGUGGAAGCUGCCGGAGGGACUGUUAGAAGAGUGUAUUACAAUAAAUUAGGCUUUCGGGCGCUGCUCACACCGGAGUGGUUCGAAAAGAAGGGUAGACUGUUACCACGAGCAGCUAGGCCACCCCCAAAGCAACAAGACAAAGUUGACAGCAUUGGGCGCUUGCCUGCGCCCACUAAACCCAUCCCUUUUUCGGUUGAAGAUGGAGGAGAGGCAGCUUCCAGUUUGCCUGCCUAGGCAAUCAUGGUCAUUCCCAUGAAGGAUUUUAACUUUCGAUUGUCCCUUUGAAAUGCAUUUUGUAAGCCGGUAACCAUUUUGUUUCUACAUUUUUUUUAAAGGUUCAAUGAUGGACGGCCGCUCUUCACAGACGUUUUCAGGAUUCCGGGUGGUAAUAGAAAUCACCUCAUCUUAUUAACUAUCAAGUUCAAUAAAGAUAAUAUGUGCUUAACUAUUAGAUAUA
Molecule: messenger RNA, 1708 nt
Organism: Cucurbita pepo subsp. pepo (vegetable marrow)
Lineage: Eukaryota; Viridiplantae; Streptophyta; Magnoliopsida; Cucurbitales; Cucurbitaceae
Product: Ribosomal protein L18e/L15 superfamily protein
Biological process (GO): translation
Cellular component (GO): mitochondrial large ribosomal subunit
Molecular function (GO): structural constituent of ribosome
Source: RefSeq, a predicted model, not a curated record